UGUCAGUGUCAAACAAAAAUUUUCUGUCAAUAAAUUGUGAAGAUAGAGUGUUGGAUAAUCACAAAAAGCGCAAUUUAUUUUUGAUAUCUUAGCAAUUAAUAUCCAAAAGUAAUGUUUAAAAUAAUUUCUAGCACUGCGAGUCUUUGCAAGACUCCGUUAUCUAGGUCUCUUCCAGCAUUUUCGACAUGCAGCGCUAGAUUAGCAGGCGUAGAUCCUACUUGUGUCAAAGAAGCGCCUAAGAUUGACAAUGACGCGGUAUUGGCUCUGCCGGAGAAGAAGCAUGAGCUGGAAACACAGGAGUGCACCGUAUGCGUGCCUGCUAAGGUUGACCUGACUCCAAUCACAGGGGUCCCAGAAGAGCAUGUGGUCACUCGUCGUGUACGUAUCUACCAGCCCACUAAAAAUGCCAUGCAGAGUGGUACUAGCAACAUCCAUCACUGGGAGAUGGAGUUUGACAACCGCCAGCGCUGGGAAAAUCCCCUCAUGGGUUGGACUUCCACCGGAGACCCACUUUCAAACAUGAAGGUUCAAUUCGCCAAGCCGGAAGAUGCAAUUGAGCAUUGUGAGAAGAAUGGCUGGGCAUGGUUCCUGGAUCUGCCCAAGAAAGACAAGAGCUUGAAACCUAAAAGCUACGGUCUCAACUUCUCAUGGAAUCGUCGUACCAGGGUCUCCACCAAGUAGACAUGUUAGUACAAUUGUUGAUUUUUUAAUUUAAUUCUAGAGCUAUAGUGGAUUUCCUUGAAAUGUAAUUCACAGAUUAAUUAUUAUUAAAUUCUGGCAAGUU
Pectinophora gossypiella (pink bollworm) is the source of this 784-nucleotide messenger RNA. It is a transcript of the gene ND-18, whose product is annotated as NADH dehydrogenase [ubiquinone] iron-sulfur protein 4, mitochondrial. Gene Ontology annotation, biological process: electron transport chain. The transcript has 3 exons. NCBI's taxonomy places the organism in Eukaryota, Metazoa, Arthropoda, Insecta, Lepidoptera, Gelechiidae. Bases 112 to 681 code for a protein of 189 amino acids. The record is from RefSeq and is a predicted model, not a curated record.